This is a messenger RNA of Paramuricea clavata, 993 nucleotides long. The record is from the annotation of a GenBank genome assembly. Lineage: Eukaryota; Metazoa; Cnidaria; Anthozoa; Malacalcyonacea; Plexauridae.
AUGGACCUUUCUCUAUUUUUAGCAAUAUGCCGAGAAUGUAGAGGAAAGCAUGACGAAAAAAUGAGUAAAGAAGGUGAAUGGGUCAGAUUGAACGCUGAUACCGAAUCUGUCAAUGAUAUUACGGACAAGUAAGUGCUAUUUUCUGUUCAUGUUGGUUCAUAUGUCUUCAUAUUGCAAACAUACAGUAUACAUGAUGACGAUAUAUGCAUCCUCCCAUCCCCCCAUUGUUGAAACCUGUCGGAAAAUUGGUAAUAUUGUCGGAAUCUUUGUGGUCAAGCAUACCUGCACAUACGCAGGCCCGCCGAGUGCUAGUUCGAAAAAGUGCUACGAAAGCAAUUAUAACGUUCUUAUCCGGAAACAAUUUUUACCAAAAAAGUUGUUGGCGGGAGGUAGUUUGUCGGAAAAAUAUUGCCCUUGGUCCCCCCCCCAAAAAAAAAAGCACGGGACCCACAACGCCCCUGCUAUUUUACCCUUUUCAGCUGUGUCUAAAAAACACCACAGAAAUUUAUGAUGAUAUUUUGAUCCUUUCACGUUUUUAUUAACAGAUUGGAAAUGACAUCACUAUCGCCAUGUCUUUCUGGAACAAUCUUUCCCUCAACUUCAUUCGCUAGUCCAGAUGCGACUGACAUGUGGACACCGAGCAAUGCCACUUUACUAAGCUACUCCUCUUCAAGUUGUGAAGACCAGUCUACUCCUUCGACAACUGAUGUCUACAACGAAUCUAUGUCUCAUCUGGCAAGUUUAACGUCUUUCAAAGAAAUUUCACCAUUGUCAUUUCGACUAACUAGCAGCUGGGAUGAAACUACACAAAGUGAGAAAGAAGCGUGCAUUGAAAAGGCUAGCGAAGCAUGUCAAGUGAUAUGCGAAGUGAUUGCUCCAAACGCUGGCGAAGAGCUUUUUCAAGCUAUGAAUUCUACAAGUGAUAUCCAUGUCUCUGAAGAACUUGCGGCCCUUAUGACUGCAUACAAGAAUGCUAUACAACACGAAAGCUAA